This is a messenger RNA of Onthophagus taurus, 1431 nucleotides long. The record is from RefSeq and is a predicted model, not a curated record. Lineage: Eukaryota; Metazoa; Arthropoda; Insecta; Coleoptera; Scarabaeidae.
AUGAAUUUGUUUCAGGAAUUUUCUGCAAACGAAUUACUAUUCGAUGGAAUUAAAUUUUGUCCUAACGGUGCAAUAAGAACCGGUGAAAUAAAUCCCGGUAGAACAUCUCCCAUGGAAUCAAUUACCGAUGAUACAACCACCUUGAAAACAACUACUGAUGAAACAACAACCUUAGAAACAACCACCGAUGAAACAACUACCGGUGUAACAACCACUUUGGAAACAACUACCGAUGAAACAACAACCUUAGAAACAACCACCGAUGAAACAACUACGGAUGAAACAACCACAUUGACAACAACUACAGAUGUAACAACCACUUUGGAAACAACUACCGAUGGAACAUCAACCAUUGAAACAACCACUGGUACAACAAUCCCAGAUGUAAUAGAUUCAGUUUGUUCAAAAUUAAAUGAUAUGGUUGCGAGUAAUAACUAUAUGAGAAUUAUUGAUAGAGAUGAAGAUGGAUUAUCAUUCGCGUUCUUAAGACAUAGGCACAAUAACAGCGUAGAGAGCUUUUUAAUUAAAGCUGGUAUGAAUGUCGUAGAGGAUGUUGGAAACCUGUUAAAAUGGCGGAAUGAUGAUAUCUUGAAUAUGUGGAAUGACGGUGAAAAUAGCCAAGUUUGUAAAGAAGUUAGAGGAAGAGAUUUUCUGAUUUUCCCACCACACGCUACCAAAGAAGAUACAGUUGAUAUAUUUCGAAGUGAUAUAUGUAGAGUUGUUUCAAUGAAAUUCGAAGAUAAUGAAGAAUAUAAGGGUAUUCCCGGUUAUAGGUAUGAACAAAAAGAAGAUACUUUCACAAAUGACGGAAAUCAAUCAUGUUAUUGCACAAGAAACACCAGAGAUAUCAAUGGGGAAGAUACGUGCUGGCCAGAUGGUUUCAUGGAUUUAUACACCUGCUUAAAUACAAUGUUUAUCAUGUCGAAUCCACAUUUUCUCAACGCGGAGGAAUCUGAAUUUGCCCAAACAGUAAUUGGAUUAGAACCAAAAAAAGAAGAUCAUGGAUCUUAUGUUGUUUUUGAACCGGUUUAUAUUGAAACAAAUACUGGUACUGUGUUAAAAGCUGUUAGGAGAACUCAAUUUAACAUGGUUUUAAGACCCAUUAGUUUUACUGUGGAUAGUAACUAUGAUAUUGUUGGACGUGAAAUUAAUGGAGAAAAUGAUGGAGAAGAUGAUGGAGAAGAUAAUGGGGGAAAUGAUGAAUCGAAGGAAGACCGAAAAGUUUAUAUUGAAGCAACUAGAAAUCUUCCUAGAGCGGUUAUGCCUAUAUUUUGGGUUGAAGAAGAAAUGGAAUUACCAUAUAAUUACGUAAGAGAAUUACGUGUUAGAUAUUUCGAUCAAUUAGUUAUGGUUGAUGUCGUUACAUGGGUUCUAAUUGGUUUUGGAAUAUUAAUAUUUUUUAUUGGAUUAAUAUUUGUAUUCAUAUGUUGA